GGUCUUGUAUAUUUAGAAGAAACGGAGGGAGUACUCCCUUCAUCCCAUGUUAAUUGACGCUUAAACAAAUGCCUUUUUUUAGAACUAUAAACAGAUGUAUCUAUUAUUGAAGAGUACAAUUUAGUGAUUAGUUGUGACCUGUGUGUUUGACUUGAGCGAUUUAGCAUAGUUUUUGGACACAAAAAUGAGUAAUGCUUAAGCUCGAAUGUAUCUUGGGUGUUUUGUGCUUGUUUCCGGGGACAUGCAUAGAUAAAACUGCGAGCAAAAACCCAAUUUGAGGAAAUGGCAGAGCGAACUUGCAUAGAAUGAAAAAGGUUUAUUCAAAAGUAAAUUUUUCAUUGAUUACUUUAGGCGAAAAAGGAGGCAUAUUUGUGCCUCGCUCUUUUUAUUUCGAAAAGAGCACUGCUACACGGACGACACUUACCAUCUUAAAUUUGCACGACAUGCCAUAUCACACCAUUUAUGGGCAAGUCUAAACAGCAACAACCAGUUGGAUUAUGUCAUGUAAGUAAUUAUGUUUUGGAAAAUAGGAUAAUUCUCAAAUCUCUACAUUGAUUGGUAUCGAAAACAAUGACAACCAGCGUCAUCCAUUGAUAUCGAACAAAUCAGGUUUACAAAAUCCAAAACCAUCCAUAUAACUAUAUAAGGCCUACCUCGCGGCAUCUUCUUUACAAUCUUAUCCAAACCGUAUGACCAUUGACUAUAUUCGCCGGUGAAGCAAUUUUGCAACCUAACAAAAGGCGUAAGACCCUGACGCAACAUCUUUGAGAAGGAACUGUCGCUGGCAUGCCGAUGACUGAUCCAACCACAAGUAGAACCUGGAGCUAUCACCCUCAAAGCAUAACUAGGAGUCAACACCUUCAAAUAUGAAAAGACGCCAACCCAAAAUGAUAAAUCAUUGGUUUUCACACCGAGAGAAUAAAAUCUCGAUGUCAAUUGCUAGUGUCGUCAUCCACCUCUAUUCUAGCCUGCUCACACAAGCUGGCUGAAUGAGAAUUCAACGAAAGAGGAGACACCAUCACAUUACUUCCAGUUGACGCCACACCAUCUUCUCGCCGAUUGUUGUCGUGCCCACCAGCAUAGGCUAGAUUCCGUGAGGUCCUCGUGCACACCGCCCAAGGCAGCCAUCGAUGGUCGGAUGCAACCCGCCGCCCCUCACAACACGGCAAACCACCAUCCCCUCCAAAGUGUUGUUCGGUUUCCUUCACAGCAAGGAAGAGCCCUGCCGCCCCUCACCAGCAGCCGCCUUAGAAGGAGGUGAGGAGAGGGGUGAGAGGAGUAGGGCGCAGUGGCGGAGACAGGGGGGACCAGCAGGGGCCCUGGCCUCCCCCUAACAUCUGAAUUUUGCUGCUAAUCUGCUAUGAACAGUGACAUAAUUAGUAAUCUAUUGCUGCUGAAAAUCUAUUUUGCUUUAGCUUGGCCCUCCCUAAUUUGUUUUAGCAGCACUUGGCCCCCUAAUACAUAUUUCCUGGCUCCGCCACUGGUAGGGCGGCCGUGUAAAUACUAGGGUUUUGUCCUCCACGCCCAAUGUACCUCCCUCCACGGAAGAAAAAAAAUCGUAGAAGGAUUAGAGCGAAAAAAAUCGUAAUCCCUCCGUCUGGAAAUAUUUUCAUUAAAAUGAAUAAAAGAGAUGUACGGACGGAGGGAGUAUCAAGAUCUGCACGUCACUCAAUAAUGGUCUGCAGGUCACUUGCACUUGCACGGCAGAAGAAAAUAUACUGCACGCGAAACACAUUUCAGAGGAGGCAGCUAGAAAAUGGUUUUGGACAGCAAAGUAGGCCACGGUCUAGUCGUCUGUAGCGCUACUCCGCUGGUGCUCGUGGGAAGCACGAACGUACGGUCGCCAUCUGGCUUCUCUACCAGACAGGUCCACCACCACCGCAGCGGCAGUAAUCAAGCCGUGGAGCUCCACUCCAUCGCCCAUGUCCGUGUGACUCAGCUCUUAUCCCUCGGCACAGUCACCCCGUCCCUUUCUCACCACUCCUCCAUUCACGCUCUCGAGCCGCCGAUUACAAAUUCGCACCCACUCCGCCGCUGUGCUCUCUCCCUCCCCUUCUUGCUUUUAUCAAGUCAACCAUGGUGUCCAAGAGCUCGCGCGGCCCCGGCAUGGCCGCCGGCGGCAGCGAGGCGGAGGAGGCGCUCCUGCUGCCGGAGCGCGUCGUGGGGGACCUCGCGGGGGCGCCUCCCGGCAACGCGUCGGUCCUCGGCGCGGUGUUCAACGUGUCGACGAGCGUGGUGGGCGCCGGGAUCAUGUCGAUCCCGGCGGCCAUGCGGGUGCUCGGCGUGGCCCCGGCCCUGGCGCUCAUCGUGUGCGUCGCGCUCCUCGCCAACGUCGCCGUGGACUUCAUGCUCCGGUACACCCGGGGCACGCCGUCGUACGCGGCGCUGAUGGGCGGCUCGUUCGGCCGGGCCGGCGCCAAGCUGCUCAACGUCUUCAUCGCCUUCAACUGCGUCGGGACCCUCACCGUCUACCUCAUAAUCAUCGAUUCGCUGAGGUACACAUCGGCAGUGUCCAUCCUUCUGGCGGCGGUGUUCAUGCUCAUCACGAUGGGGAUCGCGGUCUACACUGUCUUCACCGGCACUGCGAAGAUGCCGCGGAUGCUGCCGGACUUCUCCACCCUCGCGUCCCCCUUCGAGCUCUUCACCGCCGUCCCGGUCAUCGUCGUCGCCUUCACCUUCCACUUCAACGUGCACCCGAUCCGCGCGGAGCUCAGCAAGACGUCGGACAUGAAGUCGGCGGUGCGCAUCUCGCUGGUGCUCUGCGCCGCCAUCUACGCCGCGGUGGGCUUCUUCGGCUUCCUCCUCUUCGGGGACGCCACCAUGCCCGACGUGCUCGCCAACUUCGACCGCAGCUCCGGCUCCGGCGUCCCGCAGGCGCUCAACGACGCCGCGCGCCUCAGCUACGCGCUGCACCUCGUGCUCGUCUUCCCGCUCCUCCACUACUCGCUCCGCGUCAACGUCGACGAGCUCCUCUUCCCAGGCCGCCGCCCGCUGGCCACCGACACGCGCCGCUUCGUGGCGCUCACGGCCGUGCUCAUGGCGGUGCUCUACGUGCUCGCCAUCGCCAUCCCCAGCAUCUGGACGCUCUUCCAGUACUCGGGCUCCACGUUCGCCGUCUGCAUAUCGCUCAUCUUCCCUGGCGCCAUCGUUCUCAGGGAUGUUCACGGAAUAGCGAAGAGGAAAGACAAGGCAAUGGCAGCGAUGAUGAUCACUCUGGCGGUGAUCACGAGCAGCAUCGCCAUUGCUUCCAACGUCAUGAGCUCCAUCAAGGGCGAAGUGAAAGGUGUUAAUGCCGGAGCUAGCUAGCAUGUACAGUUUCAUUAUUUAUAUAGCUAUAAUAUAAAUCAAAAUUCUUUCACCCGCAAAAAAAAAAAGAGUUCCUCCGCUUUAGGUUUUGAUCGUGGCAAAUGUCACACGAGGCAUUGUGUAUGUUGUCUGUAAGAACUAGCAAAUGGCAGUCGGCCGUUGUUGUAUAAAACAGUUGCCAUACAUUUACCGUGUAUAAAUAUCAGGCGAAGAAAAAAAACGCUUUUUGUCA
This is a messenger RNA of Triticum aestivum (bread wheat), 3538 nucleotides long. Its product is annotated as amino acid transporter AVT6C. Gene Ontology annotation, biological process: amino acid transmembrane transport. The record is from RefSeq and is a predicted model, not a curated record. The coding region runs from base 2077 to 3306 and encodes 409 amino acids. Lineage: Eukaryota; Viridiplantae; Streptophyta; Magnoliopsida; Poales; Poaceae. Gene Ontology annotation, molecular function: L-amino acid transmembrane transporter activity. The transcript is spliced from 4 exons. Gene Ontology annotation, cellular component: membrane.